AUGCCUCUGCUGAGCAUCGAGGUAUUUGACUCCCUGGACCGUGUCCUGGAGCACAUCAAGGGCCGACCCGCGGGCAGCAGCCUCAUUCUGCAGAAGUACAUCGAACGCCCCAUGCGGUUAGGGGGCCGCAAAUUUGACAUUCGAGCCUACAUCCUAGUUGGGCCCGAUGGCAGCAUGUGGUUUCACCAGGAGGUGUACAUCCGUACAUCAUGGGCUGUUACCGCUUCUGGCACCUUCGACAGUGCCAUUCCCGGGGGGGGGUUAACCGGAAACGUUAUGAUUGUACGGCCGUGGAACCAAGCAAAGCCAGUGGUCGACAAUAACGCCGGGAUGCUGUACACGUGGGGCUGCGAGUUUUCAUGGAUGGAGGGUGGCAAGCGUGACAAGCACUACGGCUGUCUGGGUUUGGGUGAUGACACGGAAGGCCGGCUGGUGCCCACACGCGUGCAAGGCGACAUGGACAAGCACGGCGUCUUACAGGUGGCCUGCGGCUGGAGCAUGACCGUUGCACUGUCCGCGGAUGGACGAGUCUACCAGAUGGGCAAGACGGGGGCGCUCACAACAGACAAAAACUGUACUUGGGAAGGCGCUAAGACCCCGACCAGGGUCGACGGCAACCUGUUUGGCAUGUUUGUGGAGGAGGUAGCCUGCGGCAUGCGCCACGUGGUGGUUGUUGCUAGCAAAGUGCAGGCGAAUGGCCAGAUUCCUGACGACCAGCGACGGGUGCGGUUGCUGGCGUGGGGCUGCGGUGCUGAGGGACAACUCGGGUUGUGGGGCAUGACCACAUCUUCGGAUGCGCCGGUGGCGGUUCGGACAUCCCAGAAUGACCACUCGCUUCCGCAGUCGCUACAGCAAAUGGUGACGGGCGGCUCCGGGCCGAGGUCCAAGGGUGGCAGCACGCCGACCGCGGCGCCGGAUGUGUCCUACCUGUACCGCAGGCGGCAAAGUCGCGUGGUUGGCAUUCCGCAGCUGACCGUUGGGCAACCGCGCAGCGACCACCAUCACCACCGCCACCGCUCCGACCUGCGGCGUAGCACAACGCGCCUGCUGGCGAGCUAUCACGGGGGACUGCGAGGGCAUGCAUCGCAGAAGGCCUUGUCGUUGGAAAGCCAGGAGGGCCAGGGGUUGGAAGCAGGUACCAGCGCUGGCAGCGGCAUUGUGAGUCAGCGGUCAAGCUCGGGUAUGGGACAGCCGUCGGAAGAUAUUGACAGCAGUAGGUCGACCAGUCCCACGACCAGCAGUGCGCUGUACGGCGUGAACAGCGCAGACGGCGACUUCCACAUGAGUCGCCACCUGCACGGUACUGCCAUAGAGGUCCGCCAGCGCGCCAACUCCAUGGGCACCGUCGCGAACGGCAGCAGCACCGCUCUCGCAACGGCCCCCGCGCCGCCCUUUGGCCGGGCACUAGCGCGCCGCGGCAGCUCUGGAAACGCGGCUGAUGCCCAGUCGCUGGGCGGCACCAGCACCGGGGACACGCCGGAGACGGACACGGACUCGUAUGCACACGGCGGCAGGAGCUUGGACAUGGUUCCGGAGCAGAGCGAGGAGUCGCUUGGAACCCCAAGUCCUUCCUCCCGCCAUGCACAUCAUCCGAUGGCCACGGCUCACCAGCUUCCUCCAUACACUGCCAUGGCGACCAACACGGCUGGCACCAUCGGUGGCGUCGGCGGUGUUCCGCAUCCUCACGUGUACGACCUGGAUAGCCGCGACAUCGCCGGAAUCUCCCUCAUGGUGGCACAGAUGAAGUCGCCAACGGGGCCAGCAGCGUUGCCGCCACGGCUAAGCAGGCUUGCGCAGCAGACGCCUGGCAGUGGGGCAGUAAUCGCUGCCGCACGGGACGACAGGCUGGCCGAGGCUGUGGGGUCAUCUGUCUCCACCAUGGAUUCCUCCUAUACUGCUGAGGCCAGCGUCAGCAGCGAGCUCUCACCCUCGGGAAUCGUCACAACAAGCCCUGGCAUGCCUCAUGGUGUGCAGCUGCCCUACACAAUUUCUGAGGCGCUGCCGCCCAUCUCACCACCGGCGCCACAGCAGCAGCAUCUGCCUUUCGCCGCUCACCACACAAUGCCGCCCCCGCAGCAGCAGUACCAGCCCCAACCUCAACACCAGCCCCAAUAUCAACACCAGUACCAACUCCAGCAGCAUCAACAUCCACUCCAGCCUCAACACCAGCAGCUCACAACUUUGCAAGCUAGCACUUUGCCGCCGCCGCAGCAGCCCCAACAGCCACAAGCGUGGCAGACCUCCCUAGGGCCGAUUCUGACGACUCAGGAGCCUAUGGCGAGGGCGCAGGUAGCGGCGAUGGCGGCUGGCGGCCCCGGGCCCGGCCCUUCCGGUCCUGGCAACAGCACGGGACGCAGCAGGGAGAGCAGCGCUUCCAUGUGGGCUCCACCGCUGCCAAUAGCAGUUGGGGGAGUUGCAAGCGGUCACGGCGCCAUGCGUGCGUACGGCAUGCACUCCGACGGCGCAGCGGCAGCGGUCGCCAACGCUGCCGUCGCCGUCGCUGGGCCCCAUGCUGCUGCUGUGAACAUGCCCGUUGGGCCAGGCUUGCAUUCGGGCGGCUCACGAGGUUCGCGUGGACAUUCCCGCCAUGCGUCGUACGACAGCAUUGACGUAAACUCGAGGGACGGUGACGGCGUCAGCCAACGCGGUAACAGCGGGGGUGUCGGCGGCGGUGCUGCCGUGGACGCACGUGCAACACCGUUUGUGUUGUACGGCGGCGGUGCCGCAGCCACCGCGCCGCCGCCACCGGCGCCGCUGCAGCGGAUUGCCGCCGACCCAACCUCUGACUUGUUGCAGCAGAAUUUGCAGCUCCAAAGGGAGUUGGAGCUCUUAAGACAGCAAGUGGCGCUAUUCACCCAAGUAACGGGGCUGGCCCCCGCCGCUCUUGCGGCUGCCGGCAUGUCGCCGACAAACACCCACGCCUACUCUGCACAGCAUCCCACCAUGCUAGCGCCGCCUCCGCAGCCUCAGCCGGUCCCACCCUCGACCCUGCAGCAGCAGCUGUCGCCGCCGGCGCAGCAGCAGCAGCAGCAACAUCAACAACAACAAAUCUCAGCUGUCGUUAUGGCCGGUGUUGGCGGCGGCGCUGGCAGCUUGCCGCCACAUCCAGGCAGUGUUGCACCGCAGGCUGCCGCACUCUUCCGCAACGCAGCCGGGAGUCUUGCGGCUGUGGCAGGGCCAGGGGCUCCUCCAGGGCCCAUGUCAGCGCCGCCGUCGUCCAAUCGCCACAAGCGGUCUGCUUCGAUUGACGUGUCCUCCCUGAUUGCGACGCGGGACGGCAUAGGGCCCGCGAAGGACUACCUGGCGCCGGCGGCCUCACAGUCGCCGGCGGCUGCCAGCCAUGCGCCUCAGGGCCACCUGUCGCCAGAACGUCGGUCGCCCCUGGCGCGAGAUGGCGGCACUGGCACCGGCACUGGCACUGGCAAUUUCAUGAUGGGACAUAAGACCGCACCGCCGGCGUUGGAGGCCUUGCGCCAGAAUCACCCCGGCAUGUCGUUGGCCCAAGCGGCUUUGGCGGAGUUUGAGGAGGAGGUGUUGGAAGAGGGGUAUGAUGAGGACGACGAGGAGCCUGAAGACGACGAGGACGGCGACGGGGGGGAGAUGGAGCCGGCCGUGGACGAGUCGUUGAAUUCCGCAGCCGGCAUUGAUAGGCUGGGCUCCGUCAUCUUGUCUGUGGCCCUGCCGCUGGCGGCGCAGGGCUCCCUGCAUCGGCAGAUGUACGUGUCACAGCAGCAGCGGCCGCCGCUGACGAUGACGCCCACGCAGCCCCAGCAGCCCCAGCAGCAGGCACCAGCGGCGGGCUGCAGUCCUCCAAACCACAUUGGCCAUGUCCCAUACGAG
Volvox carteri f. nagariensis is the source of this 3840-nucleotide messenger RNA. RefSeq lists its product as uncharacterized. Gene Ontology annotation, biological process: protein modification process. NCBI's taxonomy places the organism in Eukaryota, Viridiplantae, Chlorophyta, Chlorophyceae, Chlamydomonadales, Volvocaceae. The annotation marks the transcript as partial. The record is from RefSeq and is a predicted model, not a curated record. The transcript has 17 exons.